GGUCGCUCGUGUCCCUUUCUCAAUCACGAACAUCUUCAGAACUUGACGUGCCAGUCUCCGCUCAAUUCGCGGUUAAAUCGAUUGUCUCUCCUGUUCGACCAUCUUCAAAAUCACCAAAACCCUCCAAAAUGAAGCACCUCGCAGCUUAUCUCCUCCUUGGCCUCGGCGGCAACAGCGACCCAUCUGCGGACGACAUCAAGGGCGUCCUUUCCUCCGUCGGCAUUGACGCCGAUGAUGAGCGUCUUGACAAGCUGAUCGAAGAGUUGAAGGGCAAGGACAUCAAUGAGUUGAUCUCUGAAGGUUCUUCCAAACUCGCCUCGGUCCCAUCUGGUGGUGCCGGUGGUGCCGCCCCUGCUGCCGGCGGUGCUCCAGCUGCUGGUGGUGCUGCUGCCGCUGAAGAAGAGAAGCCUGCCGAGAAGGAGGAAGAGAAGGAGGAGUCUGAUGAGGAUAUGGGCUUCGGUCUAUUCGACUAAGCGGUGGAUUUUGCAGACCGUCAAGUCGAGAUUAUCUCUCUGUCCGAUGGUAUGCACCACGGUCGGAACGCGAUGGACUACUCAUGACUGCUGAAGACGGGGACGCGGCAGACUGAUUUAUUUCAACUGCAUGGUGAAUGAGCUCAGAGUCUAGAGUCUACUCGCGCAAAUUUUGAUACCCAAAUCAUGGCUAUCAAUGACAAUAUCAAACCGAAGUCCCAUCGCAAUAUCGUCUUUCCCAAGCAUAAGUUUUUCUUUGCAUAUCGAUGCAUUUCAACUGGGAGCCGGAAGAGCGCCUUGUUGCAUUCCAGUUCCAUCAUAUGAGUCAGGCUGUCAAU
Exophiala xenobiotica is the source of this 811-nucleotide messenger RNA. Its product is annotated as 60S acidic ribosomal protein P2. Gene Ontology annotation, cellular component: cytosolic large ribosomal subunit; ribosome. The record is from RefSeq and is a predicted model, not a curated record. The transcript has 3 exons. Gene Ontology annotation, biological process: cytoplasmic translational elongation. Lineage: Eukaryota; Fungi; Ascomycota; Eurotiomycetes; Chaetothyriales; Herpotrichiellaceae. Bases 129 to 473 code for a protein of 114 amino acids. Gene Ontology annotation, molecular function: structural constituent of ribosome.